AUGGACGAUCACGAACAAGAUGACAGCAGCAGGCAAGUGCUUGCUCUGAUCCAUCAACUAUCGGAUGCCAGAGCAAAGAAGGUGUUGAUCGCUUUCUGUCAAGACCUCGUCAACUUUGAGAAGACUACUCCAUCUCAUUCAUCAUCACAGUCAUCAACAACAUCUCAGACAUCAACAACACAACAACAGACAACACCAACUAUAACACAACUUUUAGAUCUUUGUUAUAGUCAUUCCAAGAGAUCACUUACAUCAUCACAACCAAGUCUACUUUGGAAGAUAUUGGAGUACUCCAUUGUGGAGUUGGAUCAUCUGGAACAGCAGUUGGAUGAAUACAAGACGAACAAACAACUACAGGACGACCAAAAGUUGAUCACACUGGCAACAUCAAGGCUGGACGAGAUAUCAUCUCUAAUCAACUAUCUAAACAAUCAACAACAACAAGGCAAUACAAGUAAUAGCAACGAAUAUAACGAACUAAUGGCGACAGUUGGAGCACAUAUGAAGAGACUAUCAUUGCGAAUAAGAGAUGUAGUCGGUAACAAUCAAUAUAGUGAGGUAGUCAAGUAUGGAUGGAUAGAGAAGCGUUGUGGAAACAAUCAGUCCUUCCGCACUUGGAAGAAGAUGUGGUUCAUACUCAAGUCCUCAGCAGAACUACAAUAUUAUAUCAAGGAUAAGGGAUUGUCAAAGAAGAUGCUUAUAAGUACAUGUUCUUCCAAUUCAUUGGUAUCACCGGUAAAGAUAAAUAUGGAAGGUGAGCUUGGAAAGAAGAAGGAGGGCAAGGGAUGGAAGGUCAGAUGGAUGAAGUUGCUGGACACGACACUGGAGUACUACCGCACGCAGAAGGAGAAGGAGCCAUUGGGCAUCAUCAAUUUGAAUGAAUGCCAGUGGUGUGAUGUCUACAAGGACAUGUCCAACAAGUUUGUCAUCAAUCUCAGCACGGGCAAGUUCUACUUCCAGGCCGUGUCCAAGGAAGACCUGCACAAGUGGGUGUCAGCAAUCAAGUCGCGCAUCCCCGCCAAGCAAACCAAUCACAAGAUGGACCUGGCCCAAUUCUCACUCAAGGGCAUCAUCUACCUGUCCAACAUUGUAUCGAUACAAGAGUGUUCCAAGUUCACUACGCAGCCCAAUUGUGUGUUGAUCGCUACGGACAAGAAGCACUUCUAUUUGUCAUUCGAUACUGGACGAGAGAAGUGUGAUUGGUUAUUGAGCAUCAAUGAACAAUUGGCCAAACGCCCAUCUCAGCUGACAUCCAGCAAGAGUCUAGGUCUUAUGUCAGUCGUGGUCAAGAGCAAUGCAAACUCUGGAAGUAGCAGCAACGGCAAUGGCAACACCAAUGGCAACGGCAAUGGCAAUGGCAAUGGAAACAUGAGUGGAAGUGGAACCAUUCGCAAGUGGGAGGUUGGCCAGAUACUCCCAUCACAGAAGAUGUUGGGAGAGGACAUUCGCAAUAGCACGAGUGAGGACGACCAGGAGUUUGGCUCACAGAUCUUGAAGAAGAGGAUAGCUUGCUCACGGACAUCAUCGGCAGCAACCCUACCAGUGUCGGCACCCGGACGCAAGUCCUCACAUCCAUCGGCCAUGAACAUUGCGCAUCAGCUACAGCAACAGCAUCAGCAGUUCCAGUCGAUGCCCGUGAUGAUCAAUGGCGCACAGGAAGACAGUGACGACGCUGAUGAGAGCGGUGCCGAGGAGGAUGAGAUUCCGCACUACCUGCGUAGUGAGAUCAUGAAGCGCUCGGCACACAACCUGCUCAAGUCGUUCAAGGUCGAGGUGUUCCUGCCGUCACUUCCAGAGAACCAGGAGACCUACACAUUCCUGUUCUCGGACCAUGUCCUGGUCGACCAGGUCAAGAGCUACAUCUUCAAGAAGAUCGCCGCGCUCCAAUCACUACCACUCGUCGAAUAUAGACUGGGAGUGGACGAGGACAACAUCCUGGAGAUUGAGUUCCUCAAGUUCAUCUACAGUAACACCAUCAUCGAGCUAUCUCUCAACACCUGUGGCAUCGUCAAGAUUGGAGUCUAUCACAACAGGAAGGAUAGAAGAAUCAAAGAGAAGUUGUACCCGGACAAGUUCAAUGCGAUAUUGAUCGAGACAAAGAUACAAUCAACGAGAAACUCUGUGGACAUGAGUCAGAGAGGCGAUCUGUCAAUGGACUCGACGCCAUCAUCAAGGAGAAUGGAUGGCGCAAUGCUCAUCACUCCAAACUCUAUCAGCACCAAGUCGCCAAUCAACGAGAUGGACGACCAGUCUGCCACCUCCGAAUCUCUGCCACACUCUCAAUCGGCAUCCACACUCGCUCAUCUGAGGAGGGUGUCAACAGUGCCCUCGCCAACAUUCGCCAAGAAGCCCAUACUUCAGCAGUGUGCCGGAUGGUCCAUCCAGCCGCUGUCCUCAAGCGCCGAGCCAAACAACGUGCUCAAGCUGGACAAGCAACAGAGUUCAUUCUAUCGCAAGUGCUUUGCCGAUGGCGAGAGCGUGCAUAGCUUUCUGGGCGAGGAUGCCAAGGUGGGACCGAUCGCCUUCUCCCUCGUUAAGAACGCCAUGCGUGACAGGCACAGCGGCAUACUGCACACCAAGUUUGGCGUGCGCGUCGCCUCUGUGGAUGGCAAAUCGAUCAACUUUGGCAAGCUGUCUUUAUCCAAGAAGUUAAAGAAGCGUAAGAUCAUCAGCCAUUUAGUCAACACAAUCGAUGCCAGCAUCGACGCCAAGCAUCUAUCACUGGCUACCAACCAGUCCGAGUUCCAGAAGGAGCUCCUAUCCCUGGAGGAGCGACAGACAACCUCUGGCUUCAAGUUUGGUCUAGUCCUAUGCAAGGAUGGACAGUUGAUCGAUGACGACAUAUUCUCAAAUCAGACUGGAAACAAAGAAUACGAAGAUUUCUUGGACUUGUUGGGCAACAGGAUAGAGUUGAUGGGAUGGACAAGAUACUCAGCAGGCCUGGAUGUUCGAAAUAAUACUACUGGCACUCACUCAUUAUAUACAGAGUUUAAGGGCAAUGAGGUCAUGUUCCACGUGUCCACACUGUUGCCCUACACACAAGGUGAUCCACAACAGAUUGAACGUAAACGACAAAUUGGUAACGACAUCUGUGUAAUUAUAUUCAACGAAGGAUCACAUAGCUAUGUUCCAUCAACGAUAACAUCACAGUUCAAUCACAUCGUCAUUGUAGUUCAGUAUGACCGACUUUGCAACACAUACAAGGUUGGAGUGUCCACAAAGGAUGGCGUCGAGACAUUCGGUCCUCCCAUACCUCAAUCAAUCAAGAAGGACCAUCUGCGUGACUUCCUCUUGACAAAGUUGAUCAAUGGUGAGCUGGCAUCACUACAGGCUCCAGUGUUUGCAAACAAGAUAACUCGCACAAGGGAGACACUGCUAAAGUACUUCAUCGAGCAGUAUUCAUAA
Molecule: messenger RNA, 3405 nt
Organism: Acytostelium subglobosum LB1
Lineage: Eukaryota; Evosea; Eumycetozoa; Acytosteliales; Acytosteliaceae
Exons: 8
Coding region: 1-3405 (1134 amino acids)
Biological process (GO): regulation of small GTPase mediated signal transduction; activation of GTPase activity
Cellular component (GO): cytoplasm
Molecular function (GO): GTPase activator activity
Source: RefSeq, a predicted model, not a curated record